Molecule: messenger RNA, 940 nt
Organism: Sorghum bicolor (sorghum)
Lineage: Eukaryota; Viridiplantae; Streptophyta; Magnoliopsida; Poales; Poaceae
Product: GDSL esterase/lipase At1g28600
Exons: 3
Coding region: 1-924 (307 amino acids)
Molecular function (GO): hydrolase activity, acting on ester bonds
Source: RefSeq, a predicted model, not a curated record
AUGCAUGUACCGUACGUCGUCGGCGCAGCUGACGCGCUGGGGAUACCGUUCCUGACGCCCUACCUCGCCGGCAACAAGAGCGGUGACUACGCCCACGGCGCCAACUUCGCGGUGGGCGGCGCGACGGCGCUCGGCCGCGGCUACUUCAGGAGGAAGAAGCUUGACGCCCGUUUCACUCCCAAGGUACACCGAUCGCUCUUCCAUGGCUUACCGCACCGCAAAGGUGACCUGAAUUUGCCCCUGCUGUUCCCUACUCCAGGUACAAAAUGGAGUGAUCUGAUGGCGAGCUCCUUGUUCCUGCUCGGAGAGAUCGGCGGGAACGACUACAACCAGGCCUUGUUCCAGGGCAGGUCCGUCGACGAGGUCAAGACCUUCGUCCCCGACGUCGUCGCCGCCAUCAGCGCUGCUCUCACCGAACUGAUCGGGCUAGGCGCCAGGACGGUAGUGGUGCCGGGCAACUUCCCGACGGGGUGCAACCCGGGGUACCUGGCGCAGUUCCAGACCAACGACACGGCGCAAUACGACGCCAAGGGCUGCCUCCGGUGGCCCAACGACCUCUCCCAGCUCCACAACCGCGCGCUCAUGGCGGAGCUGGCCGAGCUCCGCCGCCGCCACCCGGGCGUCGCCGUCGUCUACGCCGACUACUACGCCGCCGCCAUGGACAUCACCGCCGACCCCCGUAAGCAUGGGUUCGGCGGCGCGCCGCUGGUGUCGUGCUGCGGCGGCGGCGGACCGUACAACACCAACUUCACGGCGCACUGCGGCGCGACCACGUCCACCACGUGCCGCCACCCCUACGAGGCCGUGUCAUGGGACGGCUUCCACUUCACGGACCACGCGUACAAGGUCAUCGCCGACGGCGUGCUCCGGGGACCCUACGCCGCGCCGCCGGUGCCGCUCGCGAAAUGCGGCAGCCGGUCAUGACAUGCAUGCAUUCACC